Phytophthora nicotianae INRA-310 is the source of this 951-nucleotide messenger RNA. RefSeq lists its product as hypothetical. The record is from RefSeq and is a predicted model, not a curated record. NCBI's taxonomy places the organism in Eukaryota, Oomycota, Peronosporomycetes, Peronosporales, Peronosporaceae. The transcript has a single exon. Bases 1 to 951 code for a protein of 316 amino acids.
AUGCCCCCACGACGAGGGCCACCUCGGAUCGCCAAGACGAAGAAGCAAAAACAGUUGAUUGUUGCUCCUUCUGCAGGGAGUCGUUUAUGCUACAUCUUGGACUUGGGCUCUGCAUCAGUGUGGGAUUAUCUUGAUGCACAGAGCGCCUCCAACACACUUCGAGCCUGUCCUGGCGUAUUUUCGCGGGAUUCCAUCGACUCGGUGUCGCUGAAGGCGGUGCAGAACUUCGCAGUGGAGUAUAAGACGCACUUGGGUCGACAUUGUGAGUGCGAUUGGAUGCGGCGUCUAGAUUUCACCCACAAUACUGAGGACAAGUGCAAAGGAAUGGCACCGUUCACAGUUGACAAAACGUUACCCAUUCUUCAGCUUCCAGGAGGACCAAAACGCUUUUUGGACGCACUUCUGCUAACCAAGAAACUGAUGCAGCCGUUCGAAGCAGCGAGGAGAAGUCAAGAUGCCACGUUUGAACCGAUGGUGUGCCCUUUAGUAACUAAAGAGAUUCGGAAAUUGUCUUCCAAGGCUGCAGUUACUCGUGCGAUGAAUGGCAUUAGUCCGGGGGCUGGUUCGAGGUUCUUUUAUAAGUUUAAGUUGAGCCCGAAGCCGUAUUUUGUCGAUUUCUUAGAGGAACAUUGGAGUGGAAUAAAGGGCUCGUCUUGUGAGUAUUGUGACAGUCUGGCAGACUCCGGCACGAGACAAGAACUCAAGAAGAACGCAGACUUGACAACCAAUGAAACCAAAUGCAUUCGUGCGAACUGCUUAAAACUGUAUCGACCUUUAAAAGGUGCGCUGGAAAGAAAUCUCCGAUUUGUACGUUUUGUUCGACGUCCUCGACGUCGUUCACGUCGAGAUGUGAGUUUUAUCGGCAAAUACAAGGGACUUGUUGCCGGCCUAACGGAGGGAGGAGUUCUUUGUGGCCUCUUUCUAGUGAAUGGAUUCUGGCCCCACGAGUAA